UUCGCCCGGGAGGGACCUUGAUGUUCCUCGUCAGCUUCCGUAGGUCACCAUGGCGGCGCCCGUGUGCCCUGCUCCACGCGUGUGAUGGCUCCAUGUGACUGCGGCUCUGCCGUGUGACAGCUCCACGUGUAACGACGGCUCCGUGCGUGUGACGCGCGAGAGUGAUCAAUCGUGCCACGUGACUGCAAUGAAGAUGACGACGACGAGGGAGGAGCUGAAGGAUGACAUGGGCUGGGACAAUGAGCUGGAAAAUGAUCUGGAGCAGCCCCGCAUCAGCCCUGUGACGGGCAGGGAACUGCGGGCGAGAUUGCUCGAUCAGAUGGAAAAGCUGUCUUCCUCUGACAGAAAGAUUUUCAACAACGCGGCCCCUCUGAUGGGGGUCGGGGCGGCAAUGGGGGGGUUGGUGUCCAACUCGAUGCUCCGUACGCUGAUGCAGGUGCGCGAAGCUUCCCUGGCCUCCGCCCUUCCCAGCGCGUUCAUCCCCUUCCUCACCGUCACCAUGAUCCACCAGGUCGUCCUGACCGAGUCUUUGUUGGGCGGCCGCCUGAACUGUGAACUCUGCGCUACCACACGUGGCAUACUCAUCGGGGCCAUCGGAUCCGGCGUCCACCCCAUUGCUAUGGCACUGUUGCUCAACGGCAUGCUCAUAGCCAGGUACCGCCCGUGGGAUGCGCCGACGCCAGGAGAGGCGCUGCGCCACAUGUUGAAGCUGUCGAAGCCGGUGAUGCGGCGCCUGACGCCCUUCAUGCUGGCGCAGGCCGCGUUCGGCGCCUACCUGGGCUCGAAGCAGUUCAGCGUCUACACGAAGCUGCGCUCGCUGCCGCCAAGCGAGGACCUCCCGGCGUGAGCACGCGGCGCACCCCGGCCACUCUUGCCGCGACCAUCGGGUCGGAGGUCACGCGGCAAGGGGGCUGUGUUACGGGAGAGCGAUGGCUCGGACGGACGAAGCGAUGCCCGUUGGCCAAAGUCUUCGCGCGACUCUGAUCCGGAAUUCCGUAUUCGCCGUGAGUUUAAAAGUUGGCCCCCUAAUUCACUUAGUUGUUUGGGAAGUUUAUGUUUGCGUGACACAGCAGGCGCGUGCUCGCGAUUUGAUGAGUAGUUCCGAUGCAGGGGUCACGUUGCGAUCCGACUAUGUUUUAUGUUGCCGUUGUGGUCUGCGUAGCGCUUUCUAGUGGCAGCAGUGCUGCUGUGAGUGCUUAAAGCACGGGGUUUCCGAAUACCAAUAACUAGUACUCACACGCAUGACGCGAUGCGUGUACGGUGAGCGUGAGAAUAAAAUAAAGUUGACGGAUCAAUGCAUCUUAACUCGCCAAUUAAGCAGUGCACUUUGCUCCCGACUGGUUUCACCGAGACCGCCCCUUAAGUGAUCACCUUCCAAAUAAGUGCUGUUAUCCUAUAAAAAAAGUUUUUUUAAUAUAUUUGUUUCAACUUUAUUUUGUCUUUUUAUUCUGUUUGCACUAUCGCCAUCAUGAUGUGCGAUGACGUGUCCACUUUAGGACUCUUCCAGAGCAGCGCGUCCCCCCGAGUGUUGGAAAACGGCCCGUGGAAGGAUAUAUCAGAGAACUGCUUCUUCGAUCACUGCAAGUGACCUAAUACCAUAAACUUGAGGAUAACUGUACUGUCACAUACACACCCUGCAACACAGAAAUGUUUGUCGUAUGGGAAUCAAACCGAUAUCCUUUUAAUUCACGGAGCCAGAAUAUAGCAAAAAGUAAGUAAAAAACGAAUAUAGCAAGAUGGGUUUUUUAUAGUAAUUUGUGACUAGACUGAGACUGGCAGCUCGCUCCACACUUUUUAGUGGGCGCCUAAAACCCAGAUUUAGCACGCAGGAUAUCAGCAUCGCUGGCGUCAGUGCUAUUAAGCCUCGAGUCACGUGGCCACCUCUUAAGUGUCUCAUUGAGGCUUCAACAGGGUUAGAGCAGCAUUUUGAGGGUUGCUCUUAACUCUGUCCGUUGUCUCAACUCGCAAUUUGCUGUGGCAUAAGUUAUAAAUGUUUAAUUAUCCAAUUAAUUUAUUCGUUUGAAAAGUUGGUAAAAUCCUGGAGCAGAGCAUGAUGCGGUAAUGGAGACAGAAAAUUGAAUCAGAAUGCCGCCACUUUAACUCAACUAAACUAUUUUUAUUUUACCAGGUAAGGCCCACUGAGCUAUAUAGCUCUUUUUUCAGAGGCGACCUGGCCACACAUUACAGCUCAAUGAAGUGGCUUAUCACACAUAAAUUUAUAGCAGCCAAAUACACAUGAUGAGAGAAACACGCCAACACCAAAUGAACGUAUUGGCGGUACACCGGUGCGCAGUAUAUAAGAAAAAGCAAUUUUUUCACUAUAAUUAUUUAUUUUCUCAUGAUUCGCAGCCCCGGACAGAAAAUAUUGCGGGGUAGUGUUGCGGCAAAAUCAGUUCUCGUGACGUCGAAGCAAUCGGAAGACGAAAUUUGUGAGCGGCUGCCCACAAAGCUUUGCCGUAUAGCAGCACCCAGCCUGAUGACGAUUGGCUCCCAUGUUCAAAAAGGAAAAGAUUUGACUCCUCGUGCCCUAGACUUGGUCGGAUGGUUCCUCGAUUCAUUUCUGGUAUCAUUUCUUAGCGGACGGUGGCAUCAAAAUAUUGAUGCUCGUCACGUUUGAUUGGGAAAGUAGCUGCUAACUCUAAGUCAACUUUCUGAUGGAAAAUAUGCCGCUCACUGAAGGGGCAACAGAGACAUGGUAAGACUGUUUUAUGAGGAUCGUUGUGUUAUCCUGCACCGGUGUACUGCCAAUACUUACAAAUAUAGAGGCGUCAGGGUCGGCUUGGGGCCGAUCUCGUACCUUUGCUGUCUAUAACUACACCUCGCAUUUUAGUUUUGUUUACCAAGUUUGCUGAGCACAGGUUAAAAGAGCCGGAAUGAAAAAUGGGUGGCCACGCUCAUGGGUAUCUAGCAGAUGUUUUCAAUUUGACCACAAGGAGUUUUAAUUUGUGAGUAUAACACUCAGUGGCAACCGAGUUCUCCCAUUAAUUAUUUUCUCGCAAGCCCAUGUGAAGGCUUUUGUGGGUCCCUCGUUAUUUUGGUUUAAUGGCUUUUGGUGCCAACUUUGGGGAGCCUCUGCCUCGCCAAUUAGCGCGUUUGGCUACGUGCGGUGCGCAAUAAAUUCAGCGUACAUACCGAUUGAUGCCUGUGGCCUAGCCUAAAGCUGUAAUAACCUGCCGCCUGCUUUUACAAUGCAAUGCAGGUCGUAUUCUGCAUUCAUACGGCGGCUAAUAUGUGACUGUAUCUUAAGAUCAACACGGUUGGCUAUGUACGGUGUGAAAGAAGUUCACCAUACAUACAAGAUGCUUUGAAAAGUAAACAGAAAAAUCCUGCGGUUUUUACCGUUGCAUUUUUUGCGACACAAAACACCGUUUGUGCAACUGGGUUAAAAAAUGUUCCCGUAUUAAUCGUCAAGAAUAAAUGUUGCUGUGAAAAAAAUAAAAAUGUGACUGUCGCACAGAGGGC
Molecule: messenger RNA, 3462 nt
Organism: Petromyzon marinus (sea lamprey)
Lineage: Eukaryota; Metazoa; Chordata; Hyperoartia; Petromyzontiformes; Petromyzontidae
Product: transmembrane protein 126A-like
Biological process (GO): mitochondrial respiratory chain complex I assembly
Cellular component (GO): mitochondrion
Source: RefSeq, a predicted model, not a curated record